This is a messenger RNA of Prosopis cineraria, 1952 nucleotides long. Its product is annotated as protein ZINC INDUCED FACILITATOR-LIKE 1-like. Gene Ontology annotation, molecular function: solute:potassium antiporter activity. NCBI's taxonomy places the organism in Eukaryota, Viridiplantae, Streptophyta, Magnoliopsida, Fabales, Fabaceae. The record is from RefSeq and is a predicted model, not a curated record. Gene Ontology annotation, biological process: transmembrane transport; regulation of stomatal closure. The transcript has 18 exons. Gene Ontology annotation, cellular component: plasma membrane; plant-type vacuole membrane. Bases 127 to 1623 code for a protein of 498 amino acids.
CUCAUUUGAUUUUCCACCGUUUCCCCAAUACGCGCAACAAACUUCAUCACCUUCACAUUUUCCAUUUGCUUGCUUGCUGGAAAAAACAGAGACUGAGAGUGAACGCGAGACGGCAACCGAAGGAGAAUGGCGGGCGAUGAUAACAGAGAUCGCAGUAAUGAAGCGCCAUUGCUGAAGAAUCGGUACUAUGAGAACUGCCCAGGGUGUAAGGUGGACCGAGCUAAAGCACUGAACAAAGGAUCACCAUUAAAGCAUCUCCUCAACAUAUGGAUGCUAACUAUGUGCACCACGUUGCCUAUAUCAUGUAUCUUUCCAUUCAUUUAUUUCAUGGUAAGAGAUUUUGGUAUUGCAGAAACGGAGGCAGACAUUGGUACCUAUGCUGGUUAUCUGGGCUCUUCCUUUAUGCUUGGCAGAGGAUUGACAUCUGUAGCUUGGGGAAUAGUGGCUGAUCGAUAUGGUCGAAAAUAUACUAUACUUUUAGGAACUAUUGCAAUUACUGUGUUUAACACACUAUUUGGCCUAUGCACGAGUUUUUGGAUGGCUGUUAGCACACGAUUUCUUCUUGGAGGCUUAAAUGGUUCACUUGGAACAAUCAUGGCUUAUUGCACUGAAAUUCUUCCAGAAGAACACCAAGCAAAAGGGCUGGCAACUUACAGUUCAGCUUGGGGCAUAGCUUUAGUCAUUGGUCCAGCGUUAGGAGGCUAUUUGGCUCAGCCAGUAGAGAAAUAUCCACAUAUAUUUCCAAAAGGUUCUUUAUUUGAUAAGUUUCCAUACUUCCUGCCCUGCCUUGUAAUAUCAGCCUUUGCACUCAUUGUAUUAGUUGCUUGCACCUGGCUCCCGGUAAUUAAUAGAUCUUGCAAACCUUGCUGUUUACAAGCUGAAACAUUGCACAACCAUAAGGUUAGCAACGAUUACAAUAAGCAUGCAGAAGCUUUAGAAAAUGAUAUCACGGAAAAACCAUUUCAGAAAGAUGGAAAUCUCUUCUUGAAUUGGCCCCUCAUGUCAUCCAUCAUUAUUUAUUGUGUUUUCUCACUGCAUGAUAUAGCUUAUUCAGAGGUUUUCUCGUUAUGGGCUGUCAGUCCUUUAGAGCUUGGGGGUUUAAACUUUACAACAGAUGAUGUCGGUGAUGUUCUUUCAAUAUCAGGAUUUGCUCUUUUGUUCUACCAAAUCUUCAUUUAUCCAACUAUGGAGAAAGCAUGUGGAACCAUUAAUCUUGCUCGCAUUGCAGCGGUUUUAACUAUGCCUCUCUUGCAAAGUUACCCUCUCAUAGCGAUGCUAUCUGGCUUUACACUGCACCUAGUGAUAGCUAUUGCUUCAGUCCUUAUGUUGUGUGUCCCUGCGAUAAUUGAUACCUGUUUAUUCCUUUUGCAAAAUAGAGCAGUGGAACAACACCAAAGGGGAGCAGCUAAUGGUAUGGCUAUGGCCGCUAUGUCACUCUUCAAAGCAGGUGGCCCUGCUUUAGGUGGUGCAGUGUUAAGUUGGUCACAGAAGCGGUUAAAUGGUUCUUUCCUCCCAGCUACAGGUACUCAUUUGGUGUUUUUUAUGCUGAACCUAAUUGAAGCACUUGGAGUGCUGAUGAUGUUCAAACCAUUCCUGGCUGAGAGAAAAGAGCAGUUACAAUGAUGUCAAUAACGUGUUUGCUUGAGCAUGGAGAGAUGAAGUAAUCAUGAGGUAAUGUUAUGAGCAAUAUAGAUUCUCUCUCUCUCUAUACUCUCUCUCAGGGCUGAGAAAGAAACCAAGCAGUAAAGGAGAAAGAAAAGUGAAAAGAACGAGUCCCAAAUGCUUUCUCGUGUUGCAGUGAAAUCAACUCCUGUAAUAUUUGUCAUGAGUCCAAUCUGUUGUUGUCUAUUUAGUUGCUAUUUAUAUGUAAUUUUUGGGUAAGUUCAUGGUUGCUUUUGUUUAUAAUUGUAACAACUUGGCCACUAUGUUAAUGAAAUUUACUAUCUUAUGCA